Molecule: messenger RNA, 1122 nt
Organism: Phytomonas sp. EM1
Lineage: Eukaryota; Euglenozoa; Kinetoplastea; Trypanosomatida; Trypanosomatidae
Source: the annotation of a GenBank genome assembly
AUGUCGCGUCGUAUGUAUGUUCGUAAUAUGAAUGGAGAGAUCUCCAAAACCUGGCGCUAUGGCAUUGCCGAGGCCAACACCAUGGGGGUGAACGUCGCGACCUUCGGUGCGACAGGGGUGCUUGGUAGCCAUAUCCACACCGUCAAUUCGAUGCAUGGGUAUACCAACAUCAUCCCAUUCCGUUUUCGAGGUGGCAUUGCGAGCGGUGCACGCCAGCUACGUGCGAUGGGGGACGGCACCAUAGGUCAGAACUUUGAAACUGACUAUGAGAUCGAUAAGGAGUUCGUCGUCAAAGCCAUCUUGGAGAAGGUGGAUAACGUGGUUAACUGCGUCGGUGCGUGGCAGGAGCCGACCAUCUACGAGAAUAGCCAGUCUUGGUUUUCAAUGGAGGCGAUCAACGUAGAGUGGCCGAGGAUGCUGGCGCGGUGGUCUCGCGAGUUGGGUAUCCUCAAACUUACCCACGUCUCCAUGGUGGGGGCGGACCUCAACAGCCCCUCAAAGCUUUUGCGGCAGAAACGUGAAGCCGAGCUGGCUGUUCUGGAAGAGUUCCCAACCGCCACGAUUAUUCGGAGCACCGACAUCUUUGCUGAGGAUGAUUUUAGCUACUCGAAAUACCUCAAGGCGCAACGCUACUGGAAGGUGGUGCCGGUUCCCAAUAAAGGUCAGCGCAUCCACCAGCCUGUGUUUGCCGGAGAUAUCGCCGAAGCCGUCGCGCGCUCGCUUUUGUUAGACCACACCGAGGGCCGCAUUGCGGAGUUAGGCGGUCCUGUCCGCUUCACCACUAACGACAUCCUGCGAUGGUGUGCGGAGUGCAAUUCGUUGAAAAAUUUUGUGGUGCCCAUGCCCACGUGGUUCUUCAGAAUUCUUUGCCACGUUAACGAGCGGUUUCCUUUUCACAAGGGCGCCCUUUUCGGCACCAAGCCGCCUACGUGGAAUAAGGAUUGGUUGGAUCGGCAAUUUAUCGACAACUGCGCGAUGCCGGAGCGAGACCCGGAGUUGUUGGACUGGGAGGACUUCGGUAUCCCACGCGAGGAUCUCUACCGUAUGGAGGAGAAGUACUUCAUAACAUCAGGUAUGUGGGCAAAGAUGCUGCCAUAUACCGACUAUGGUCACCGUCUGUAG